AUGACAUUUACUUUCAGACUUUAGAGUGGAUUAGGAAAGUCAGGGUAUUUGAGUCUUAAAAUACCAUUCUAAAUUGAAGCAUCUGUUGUUAGUACAGUUCCAUAAGGAGUUGAUGUAAUUUAUAAUGAAGUCAGCACUACUGAUUGUAGUCCAAUAUCUAAAUUUCCUGGAGCUUUAUAUAAAGAUAGUAAUGGAUGGUACCAUGUGAAAUUUCUCAAUUUAGAUGGAUAUUCAAGAGCUUUAGAAGCAAAUACAUAUUAUAGAGUUAGCAUAUCAUCUUAAACAACAUUUAGUAAUUAAGUUGCUUAAAUACUAUCUCCAAUAGAGGCAUUAACAAUUUAAGAUUUCAGUGUAAAUAAUUGGAUAAAAUAUGAUUUCAAUAGAGCCUUUGCAUUAAUAGAAUUCACUCCUACUCCACCAUCUACACUUGUAUCAAGCUUCACACUUUUAUCUACUACUCCUACUUUAUUAGAUUAUAGACACUCAAUUUUAGUUUAGAUAACCCCAACUAUACCUAUAGAUAGAAAGGCAAGAAUAGUAAUUUUAAUGACUGAUAAUGAUUAUUAAUUUUAAGGUGAAUAAUGUACAUCAGAAUCAUAUAAAGAUGCAAAUAAUACUGAUAUACCAGCAUUGACAAAUUAAUAAUAUUCAUGCUAAAUUGUUAAUAAUAUAUUGACUGUUAAUUUAUAUUAGAUAUUCAAUACAACUCUCAAGUUUAGUUUCAGUAUAAAGAAUCCUAAAUUUGUGAAAUUAUCAGGAGGUGGUUUUUAAAUAAUGUCAAUGUUUUCAUAUGCAAAUCAUAUAGUUGAAUAAGUGAAAGUCUUAAAUAUUCUAUCAACAUCUGCUUUAACUUGGGGAAUUAAUAAUUAAAAUUUAGUAACUUAUUUUUUAUGGGGAUUAAAAUUAUCAGAUACAACAUUACCAUCAUAAUUAAAAAUUAUUAGAGAUACUACAUAAAAUCCUUAUUUUAAUUCAUUUAAAUUUACAUUUUUCCCAUCAAGUACUACACCAUUAAAUUUAAAAUUAAGAGUAAUCUUAAAUUUAAAUUCUGAUAUUGGUUCCAUGAUUUUAGAAGGAAGUUUAUAAGAGAAUCUACCACAAUAUGAUAAGAAUCCAGUUUCAUGUAGUAUCACUAAAGUUUAACCAAUCAAAAUUAUUUGUUAAAAUGUUGGUACUUUGAAUUUUGAGAGUAGAUAUUUUAUAUCUAUUAAAAUGUCAUUUCCUUCAUAAGCUACUCCAGGAGAUCUUCCAGCUGAUUUUGGAUUAAUUUAAUUAGAAUCAUCCUCAAAUGGAGUGACAUAUGAUGCACUACCAUUAAUUCCCUCAGGUAGAGAUUAAUUAGCUAUUUAUUCAACUUUAAAUAGUUUUGCUAUAUUAAGUUAGAGUAGUGGGAAUGGUUAUACAUUUGUACAUUCCUAACGCUUUUCUGAUACCUUUGCAUGUCCAACAAGUUCAACUUUUGGUUUACAAUAUGCAGAUUAUGAACAAAGAUUAAUUUUUACAGCUCGACCAUAAAUUACAACGUUUGCUGCCACUGUUACCACUAGAACAGUAGGAUACUAUUUGUAUACCAAUCCCAAAUUAUAAAAGGGAGUUUCUAAUGUAAAAGCCGAAUCUCCUCUAUAAUUUACUCCACCUUUAGCAUGCUCUCCAACUCCUGCAGUUUAUGACCCUCCAGAUUUUGUAUUUGAUUAAGGAGAUGACUUUGUUGAUAUAAUGAAUACAAAUGAAAAAUAUACAGUAAUAUAAUUGACUCGAGAGCCUUUAGACACAGCCACUAUUUAAAAUGUGUUUGGAGGCAAUGCGGCAAACAAUUUAUAUACUGUUUCAAUAGGGCCAGUUUAUAUUAGACAUAAUGCAUCUUAAUUUUGCAAUGAAGAUCUAAUAGAUUUCAUUGGUUUUACAGCUGAAAUAGGAAUUCCAAACAAAUCACCAAUAGUUCCAAUUACAGGAAUUAUUGCUGCUAAUUCAUAUACAUUAAGUGGACCUAAUUAAAUGACUAAUCUCUAUUUAUCUAUUGCAAAUUUUUGGACUGGAACUACUGUUAAAUUAGAUGGUUCAUAGUUUCCUGCUUUUAUUAGAGUGACUGGUUUUUUGGAACAAUCAAUUGUAGAUAAAGCUGCUAGAUUAGCAAUAUUUUUUAAUAAUGUAAAUUUUUUUUAAUAUUGAAGUUAACUCCAUUCAAUGAAGAGAUAUCUCCUGAAGGAAAAUAAUAUGUAUCUUGUUCUUCUACAUUAAAUAGAAAAUAAAAAUGUUAUGGUUAUGUUGGAAGUGAUGAUUCUACAAAUGCUCUUUAAUCAGUCUAUAAUUUACAUAGAGUUGAAUUCAUAUUAGAUGAUACAUUUUCUAAAAGUGGACCUGCAUCUCCAUUCUAAUUAGUUAUACCUGUAAGCACAGUAAGAAAUGUUAAUUAAUUAACUUUCUAUUUGGCUACAAUAGCAUAAAAUUAAGAUGAUAAAGUUUAUAGUCAUUUUAUAGCAUUCAAAAGUUCAUUAAUUUCUUAAACAAUGAAUGCUCCUGCUAUAGCUUUAGUUGAUCCAGUUAAUGCUGCAAUUACUAAAACAGGUCAAAGUUAUAAAUUAGAUCUUAUUAAUUAUACACCAAGUGUUGGAUAAUAAGACUCAGCUGCUCAAGUAUAUUAUGGUCACACAUAAGCUACACCUGUCAUUUCUCCUAAUAGUGGAGUUCAAUAAGGGGCAGCUUUCUUUUAUCAAGGUAAAUGGAAUAUGAUUGGACCUAAUUUUAGUACAAAAGGAUUAAUUUUGAAUCCAGCAUUAACUUAUGAAUAGAAAUGUGUACCUUAUCAUUAUAAUGAUUUCUAUGGAUUCUUAUGUCCAAUGAUUGGAGAUACAAUUAUCACUUCCAUAUCUUAAUACAUUAAAAUUGAAGGAUUUAAUUAUCCAGAUAAAGGAGUCUAAACUCCUACAGGAGGUUUUUCUGGAUGGAGUGAUAAAAAUGGUAAUUUACAAUCAUACUCUCCUGAAUCAGUGAGUACUAUAACUGCUGGUCAAAUACAAAUACCAUUAAAUAUAUUCCCAACUAUAUAAAGAGGUUAUCAAGAUUAGAUAGUCAAAUGGAUUUUCACUUCUAUAAAUAGUAUUCCAAAAGAUGGAUAUGUUUCUAUUGCAUUCACUUCAGGAUCUUGGCCAUUUACUGUAUCAACAGCAAGUUUUUGUGAAUUGAGAUCAAGUUAAGUUGCAAAGUAAAUAACACAUACAUGUACCAUAUCAAAGACUGAUGGAGUAGAGAUUAGGUUUAGUUUUGCAGCCUCUUAAGCAUUUCCACCUGAUACUUAUACUAUUGUAUAAUAUGGAGUUAAUAUGCCAGAUUCAAGUUCUAAUGAUUAAGCUUACAGUAUAUUGACAUAUACAAUUUUGAAUAUGAUCAUAGAUUCCACUUCAGUUGGAGCAGGAACUUUAAAAUUUAAUAAUACACCACUUAUUCCUAAAAUUGAAGUUGGAGAUGUUUAAUUUGAGAGAAUGAAUAAUGGAAUGAGAGGAAAGUUUGAAUUCAAAUUCAAAUUAAUUAAUCGUGGAGUCUUAUAUAAUCAAUAGAUAAACUUUGAUCUCACUAUGAUAGCUUCAAGUACAGUAUCAAAAUCACAUUGUUCUAUUCUAAAUUAAGAUGGUUCAUAGAAUUUUGAUUGGAAAUCUUUUGAAGGAAGUUCAUUUACACUAAUAACAAUUAGGCCAGUUAGUGAUUUGAAUCCAGAAAAUCAAUACAUUUUUAGAUGUUUUAAUAUUUUGACACCUAAUAAUUAUAUUGCACCUCUUGUAAAAGUAUUAAGUGGUUCAACUAUUUUAUCACAAGGUACAGCUAGUAAUCCUCCAUUAACAUUUGAAGAUACACCUACUGUUCUAUCAUCAACUGGUCUUACAUUAACAAAAACUUAUCCAUAAGCUUAUGCAAUGAUUGAACUAAAAAUUAAUUUAGUAUUAAGUUAACCAUUUGAUUAAAAAUCAACGAUAUAUGUUAACUUACCAUAUUAUUAUAAUUCUUAUGAUAAUAAGAAAAGUCUUAGUUGCUUAAUGAAUGAUGCAGAUGCAUAUUGUUAAUAUGAUAAUGAAAGGACAAUUUCAAUUAAAUUAUUCACUCUUACAAUAGAUUCUUUCACAAUAAUAAAUUUAGUAAUAGCUGGUAUAAUUCAACCUAUUUAUACUUAUAAUGAUGAUUAAAUAUUUAUAAUGGUUGAUUAUGAUGAAGUAAAAACUACAAUAAAUGAAUAUGGAACAUUAAGUGAUGUAGCAGUAUCUUCUACAGUUCCAAUAUCUCUAAUCAUAAGAGAUUUCGAGAUUUCUAAUGUUGGAAUCAGAACUGAAUCACAAUAUACUUAUUAUUUAACAACUUUAGGUAAUAUAUAAGUUGGAUAAUAUUUGGUUAUUGAUCUUCCAUCUAAAGAUUAUGGUAAAUUAGUAUAAUUGAAACCUCCAACUGCAUGUAGUGGAGUAUUGGAAAGUGAUGGAAUAACAUCUAUUAUCUCAAAAUGUGAAACAUUAGGAAAUAGAAUUUUAUUAUAAUUUGAAGGAGUACUUCAAACAAAUACAAAAUAUAUAGUAAAAAUAUCAGGAAUGACAAAUAUGGAAGCAUCUUCUUGUUAUAUUGGAUUACCAAUUUUCAGUUUGAUUACUUCAGAUAAAACUUAAAUCUAAUAAUUAUCAACCUAUGUUUAUUCAAAUAUCUAAUAAUUUAAAUUAAUAGCUGAUUCUACAAAGAAAACUAUGUAUUGGAAAGAAGAAACAGAUAAUGAUAUUAAAUAUACAAUUGAAUAAAAAGAUGAUAUUUUGAGAUUGAAUUAUAAUGAAUUAUUGUUAAAACCAGGUUAAUAUAGUAAUAUAAUAUCACUUGGAUAGAUAAAUGGUGGAUAUGAUAAGAAAUUAAGAUUCAGUAUCAAUUCGAAUAGUGGUUUCUUCAAAGUUAUCAAUGAUCUUAUUGUAUAUCCUGGAGAUGGAAAGGCAUUAACAAGAAUAGGUUGUUCAGGAUCAACAAAUCCUUAAUCAUAUUAUUUAUAUUUUUCAAAAGAUGAAUCAGAACCUCUCACAUAUAGUGAAGCUGGUAUUAUAUAAGUAAUGAUUACAACAACUAAAACAGAAAUUUCAACUUAAUUUUCUUCAUAUGAUGUUCCACUUUUCAUGAAAUCUAUACCUGUAUUAAUAGAUUUUUCAGAAAAUAUUCCUGUUGAAGAUCUAUUGAUUGAUUUUGAAUUAAUUCCUUUUGAUAUUGAUAAACCUGCAGGAUUAAAAUUUUAAUCAACAUCUGAUACUAAAAUGAAUUUUUAAGUCACUUAAGAGAACCUUAAAAUAACAUUCAUUAUAAUCUCUGAAACAGAAGUACAAGAUAGUGACAAAUUAGAUACAAUUGAUUAUUAUUAUAGUACUUUGUUAAUGACUUUUAGUGGAAAUUCAGCACCUUAUUAUGUUUAAUCAUCCACAUAAACAUAAUUUAAAUUAGUAAAAGAUAAUACUGAUGUAAUAAAAAAGACUGGAUGUAUUUAUUUAAUGUAAAUUAAUUAAUUAUCAGAUUAUUCAAAUAAAUAAAUAAUUACUUUUAAAUCAGAUUAAGAUUUAAUUAUUUAUUAUCAUGCUAUAAUGUUGAAUGGAUUUGAAAGAAACUUAGAUGAUGUAAAGUUAUUUUCUGAAAAUAAUACUUAAUUAAGAUAUUCAGAUUAUUAUUAAGAACAAUUUGGUUAAAUUUAUUUAAAAUCAAAGAAUGAUUAUCAUUUAGAAUUGAAGAAACUAAAGUAAUUUAUAUAUAUAUAUAUAAUAUUAGAGCUAGAACAUGGUAUAAAAUUAAAAGUUGGGCUGUUAAUUUAUAUGAUAUUUAAAAUGAAACAUAAUAUGUUGAAUUCUUCACUCAAAAUAAUAAUGGUAGAUUGAUAAAAUUAACUUUUCAUUUUGGUACAGAACUAAAUGCUGAAAGUAAAAAAGCAAUAGCUUGUUGGUUAUGUUAUACUUUUGCAUAUCCUUGUUAUGAUGUAUUGAGUUAUGAUGCUAUAUUCUGCAGUGAUUCUAUCAAUAAAGAUCUAUCAUUUAAUUCUACAACUGUCUAUUCUUAAUAUAAAAUGCUUUAAGAAACCAAUACUACUACUGAUGAAACUCCAACAGAUGAUAAUAAUUAAGAUGAAAACACUUAAGAUGAAGGAGUCGAAGUAGAUGAUGGUGUUGAAACAGCAGUCUAAUUUUAUUUCAUUCCUAAUUAAGAUUUACCUAAUGAUAUUAAUUGGAAAUAAGUUAUAGCAGGAGUAGAAGAUACUAAUUUCAUGAGAUAUUUUGUAGGCAAUUUAACAAAUUCAACUAGAUUAUUUUCAGUUGAUCCUUUUGAAGAAAUAACAUUUGAUAAAUCUCCAGAAAUCAUUAGCAACAUUAAAUUUACAAGAGGCUUAACUUGGUUAUCUCUUUCAGAUAUUAGAUUAAGAUAAACUGGUUUAGUUUGGGGAUAUAUUACUCCUAAAUUCAGUGAUGGUACAUAUGCUAGUGAUGGACUUAAACCUACUAAUAUUCAAAUGAAAUAUUUUGCUAAUUGUCUAAAUUAAUCAAUAAGUUCCAAUUAUUAUUUCAUCAAAUAUUAUUCAUCAGAAGUAUUUAAUUUACUCAUAUACCUUAGUCCAUUAGUCAUAACUUUACCGAUUUAUAACCUUCUAAAUGGUACAACAUAUAUCUAAUAGCCACUUAAGAUAGUCCUAGUCUAUGGACUGAAACUUCACCUGUGUAUUCAUUUACAAAUAAGACUUUACGAAAACCAUUUGAUGAACCUGCAGCUAUUUAUGACACACUUUUAUUACCAAUACUAAUAAUUUGGUUAAUUUAAUGA
Paramecium primaurelia is the source of this 6807-nucleotide messenger RNA. NCBI's taxonomy places the organism in Eukaryota, Ciliophora, Oligohymenophorea, Peniculida, Parameciidae. The record is from the annotation of a GenBank genome assembly.